AUGCUGGGCCGUUUGCUGAGUACCUUUAGCACUGGCUCGUAUGGCUCACGAAACGCUGCUGUUCUCGAGUCCGUCACCGAAGAAGAGCAUACGUCCGGACUUUUGUUCCCCGAUCCUCGCUCCCUCCACCGAUCUUCGAAUUCCGCACAUGCUUUUCAAACAAGCUUCAAUUCCCCCAAUGCCUCGAGCGCUGGCGGAUACGAUGACCGUGGUGGGCUAGAUUUGGACGCAAUCAAGGACUUUCGAAUCAUAAUCGCACAGAAUGCUAUUGGAGAUCGGGAUGAUCCGUGUAUACUGCUUGACUCGAGGGGAACCCUUGCUUCUUCUUCAGCCCAGGGGUUGGGACUAGACCCCCAGGUGUUCGACUCACUGGGUGGCCGACAUUCGCGAACGUCUAGUUUGUCGCAGGCUUCUCUUUCGCGUAGAGGGUCCAUACAGACAAAUCAAUCCCCCCUGAUCGAAGCGGGAUCGCUCUCACAAGCUGCUAGCGCGAGAAAGGUUACUUCGCCUUUGACCGGGGGAGCUUUCAGUCGUGCCCGCGGCCGGAGCUCUAUCAGUUCGGUCAUCUCUCCCGGUGAAGGCAUUCUCGAACCGUAUCACAAUCGCAUGGUCCCGGAAAACAGCGAUAGUGGCUUKCUCAACUGCAUAUUCGGAAGUAGUGCUUUUAGCUACCGAGGCUCAUCGACAAAAAUGCACAUCCUCUCGACGGACUUAGGGUCUGAGGGUACUCUAGCAUCUUCACCUGCUCCUCGUGAAGUCGAUACGCUAGCCAGUCGACAAACACCCCGCAACCCUCUGGCGCGGACCUAUUCUUCAGGAACACAGCCGCAAGUAGGCUAUUUCUUACCGCAGGAGAGCAAGUCGUCAUCUCGUGUUACUAUUCUCAUCACCAGGAUGUUUAGCGUCAAUUUGCCAGAGUCUCGCGACCCAUCGGUAGAGCCCUCCGACCCACCUAGCUCGCUGCCCAUGGAUGGAAUGUCAGAGUCUGGAUUUCCUUUUCCUGAUCACACCAGACGCCGCAAAGUGAAGGAAAAGAAGACGCCUAUGUAUGCGGUCGCCAUGACCAUCCAGAUACCAUUGGCCGCGCGAAACAAUGGCCGACCAAUGUCACGACUCAGCAGUCAUGUGCCCGAAGGUCAGAAACAGAUGUCAUUCUCUUUAGAUUCAGACCCACAUUGGAGCAGCGCAUUUCUCGAUGACAAUUCUUCACAAAAUGCCAAUCUCGAUGAUAGGAUUGACUUGCUGGUGGACCGCUGGGAUGUGAUUACUCGGACUUUGACGUAUUUGGAGAAGCUAGCCCGACAGGAGAUAUUGACAUUGUUAAAGAAGGUUGAAGCUCAAACGGCCAAUGCGCCAAAACCGCUCAAGCCGCCCAAUAUGCAAAGAACCAAUCAAACCAUUAUUCAGCUUCGACCAAAUGUUCUUGCACACAACAGCAAGCUCAAAGAGGAAUUACUGUUGAAUGCCCAGAGAAUUUCGGCGGCUCUACGGAUACCACGCGUUAUUCUCGGCCAGAGCAGAUGGGGUGUAUGGCGUGAAGAGGCUCGAUGGAUUGCUCGCCUUAUGGCUGACAAAGAACAUGGACUGUUCUUCCUCGUGCUCAUUACAGCAUUCUUGGGCAACCACACUGAAUGGCUUAAUGCUAUUGGCCCCGAAUGGUACCGAAGGCGCCAUCAAAUGCAGCAGAAAGCACAGCAAGAUUCCGAGCCAACCAUUUCAAACCGUACUGUAAUCAUAUCGGAUAAUAAGAUGGUUGCGAGACGUCUGAUUUUUAUCCUAUCCGCCUUCCUACCUGCUAAGCAUCGUGUUGAUUUCGUGAACUCGCCUCUGCGUCCAGGCACGUCUACUUCAACCCGGCCACUUUCGCAGAGUCCGCCAACAUUUCCUCUACUACGACAAGAAUCUCUUCGCCGCAGAAUCAACCGGCGGGCACAAGCUCAAAGACUCAAUGCAGAAGAACAUGCUCCGCAUCAGAGAUCCGUCAGUGUGUCAUCCAGUGAAACUACGCAUAAAGCGUCCGACGAGCCGGAGAGCGUCCUGCCCAGUGAGCCGGUAUACGCGCAUGAUCGAAGAGGCUCUGACGUUCGUUCUAUCCGUACCGUCGGCUUGCCAAUAAGCGCGAACGAAGCCCGCACACGAGCUACAACGUCCACGACAACCAACGAUACAGCAGUCCCUGUCGCCUAUUUCGCAUCCCGUCAGCAGCCUCUACGUGGCCAUGCGAACUUGCCCGGUGCUGAUGAAACUGAUAGUUAUGCUUCUGCAAAACUGUUACAAAAUCUACGUAGAAGCGAAACGUCUAGCACCAAUUCAACUGGAAGCAAUCCUGCGGCAAGUGGCAAAUGGGUAGGCGGUAUUUUCUCUGGAAUCUGGUCUGGAAGGUCGGAUUCUAUUGGAGAAUCUGCCAAUGUUACUUCGAGUCGCCGAAGUUCCGUAGCCCAGCGCGCAGCGGGUCGUCGUCGCUCGGAAGUACUGAUUGAUGAGGAUGAUCAGAUCCAAGAAAAUUUGCAACCCGAAACACUGGCAACUGGCGUACCGCUCCAGCCUUCGUCAGCAACCGAAACUAUUUCCAUUCCUCACUCUUCAGCUAAUCCCAGACUUUCUCUCGACCAAAAUGAACCUGAAUUAAUCCCCACGGAGCACAUCAAGGAGUCGCCAUUGAAACUUUCAGUUCAAGGUGAUGACGGGGUAGUUGACGUUGAUCUCCCAUUACGCGGCUUCCUAUCAUUGUCUUCGUCAAAUGACUCAACUGUUGCGUCCCCGAAGAAGGCGCGAACUUCCAUCACAAGCAUGGAUGCAUCAGGCUCAAUGCAUAGUAGCUUUUCCAACAUGAACUCUGGACUGCGAGAUGGAGAAGGCUCAAAUUUGAAUGUUGCUGGGUGGUUAAAGAACUUUCAUGAAGAUUUCCUGCUUCAGGCCGUCAGACCAUACCACGGCAUUGAUGCUGAUGUCAAACGUGCCAUGCUAGGCGAAUCAUACUCGCACACAUCUGCUGUCGGUAUGGACCCUGAGAGUGUGAAUAUUACCGAUCGAUGGUUGGAGGUGGCUAGCACUCUCAUUGCUGACACGCGAACUUUUACGGUCAAACGUCUGCGUCUUCUACGUCGAGGUACUCCCAACUAUGCUGCCAGCUUAGGUAGUGCUGGUGCCAGUACUCCUCCACUACCUACACCUCGGCAAAUGUCUGACGUGUCUUCCACAUCUCAUUUGGCUGGUUUCUUCAAUGGAAGACAGAAAAACUUUAACGCAGCGCUUACCGACCUCAUUGAUCCUAAUGACACUGAGUACAAAUUUAUCGAAGAACCUGUCAUGGACGUCGACGGAACACUGGUUGACGCAGUUGAACGAGUUCUUAUCCAAAGCGGGCAGUCUUCUUUAUCACACUCGAGGUCAACUUCGCCUCACAGAAAUGGUCGUUCCGACGAACGCUCAGCUGAUGAGACACCACAUGUUCAUGCUGUCGAGGUGCCUCGAAACGAGUGCCGCAAGACUGUUCUGGGCGCGCUUGAGGAAGUCGCCCGUAGCGUCACAGAGAUACACUGUCGUGAAGAAGGCGACGCCGAGUUCAUGGGCGGCGAUGAAACCCCUGACAAGGAUGGAAAGCGUCGCGGUACUGCUAUUCAAGACAACACUCUCCGCGAGGGAGUCCGCAAAUGGCUCCUCGAAAUCGAGGAGGCUCUUUAG
Messenger RNA from Talaromyces amestolkiae, 3684 nucleotides. RefSeq lists its product as uncharacterized. Gene Ontology annotation, molecular function: protein-folding chaperone binding; ATPase inhibitor activity. The coding region runs from base 1 to 3684 and encodes 1227 amino acids. The record is from RefSeq and is a predicted model, not a curated record. NCBI's taxonomy places the organism in Eukaryota, Fungi, Ascomycota, Eurotiomycetes, Eurotiales, Trichocomaceae. Gene Ontology annotation, cellular component: cytoplasm. The transcript has a single exon.